Messenger RNA from Austrofundulus limnaeus, 1278 nucleotides. RefSeq names its product achaete-scute homolog 3. Gene Ontology annotation, molecular function: RNA polymerase II transcription regulatory region sequence-specific DNA binding; protein dimerization activity; DNA-binding transcription factor activity, RNA polymerase II-specific. The transcript is spliced from 2 exons. Bases 729 to 1148 code for a protein of 139 amino acids. Gene Ontology annotation, biological process: regulation of transcription by RNA polymerase II; developmental process. The record is from RefSeq and is a predicted model, not a curated record. NCBI's taxonomy places the organism in Eukaryota, Metazoa, Chordata, Actinopteri, Cyprinodontiformes, Rivulidae.
UCGGACCWGGGGUCUUUCUGUGUGGAGUUUGCAUGUUCUCCUCAUGCUUGGGUGGGUUUUCUCUGGGUGAUUCGGUUUCUGUCACCCAGAAACAUGUACAAUAGGUUGCCCUCAGGCCCAGGCCUCYCUUGAAAAAGAGAUCUGCGAUCUCAAUGGGACUUGCCUGAUUAAAUAACAGUAAAUAAAUAACARAAUACCCCUUAAUUACCCUGCGUUACUAUGUAUAAUACCCCAUAUUUUCCUGUAUGUUACCCUGUAUUUAAGAACAGCCUGUAUUUACCUUUAAUGUUACCCCAUAAUUACCCUAUUUGUCACUAUGUAGGUUAAACCAUAUUAUCCUGUUACACCAUAUAUACCAUGUUUAAGAGGUUUAUAGGGAAGUAGUUUUGUUGCACUUUUUUAAACUUCCAAACGUCUUCUAUACCAUGAAGCAUGUUUUUUGCUCUGAUUUAAACGUUAUAAUGAAUCAUUGAAUGAUUUUUUUUAAGAUAAAUCCUGAUCUCAUCUCACCCCCACCCCCAAACUUCACCUCCUGUGCUGAUGAAAGAUAAAGUCAAUCUCCUGCCUUUUUGUGGUGAGUUGCUUCACUCUGUCAACGGAAGGAAGAAAACUUGCUGUAAACAGUUUUAUCUUGAUGAAAAAGCUGCAUCAUCUCCGCCCCAAAUCAGCCUUAAGGCCCCUCCUGAAACCUGCAGGAGAUCAGUGAGGACYGAGGGAGGCACAGUAAAAUGGAGCACGUUCCAUUUGUGGCGCGCUACCGAGAGGCGCUCCGGCUGCCCGCCUUCCACCUCCGAGCUGCCUACCUGGACCCGGGCUUCCCCUGCAGACCCCUGCCCCGCUUCUCCUUCCACGCUCCCCUGGGCGCCUGCGACAACUACCCSUUCGAGCCCGCUUUCGUCCAGAGGCGCAACGAGAGGGAGCGGCACCGCGUGCGCUGCGUCAACGAGGGCUACGCGCGGCUCCGGGAGCACCUGCCGCACGAGCUGGACGACAAGCGGCUCAGCAAGGUGGAGACGCUGCGGGCGGCCAUAGACUACAUCAAUCACCUGCAGAGGCUGCUGGAGACCACCAGAGCCGGGAGGGAGAGGACGGAGAGCAGGGCCGGGGAGUCCAAACCCUGCUCUGAACAUAAGGAAGUGCUUYAUUAGGAUCUGUUGGACUAAAAUACAGGAAACGAACAGACAUUAAAGACAAUUUGAAUUUUGCUACACACACAUAUUUUUUUAUCUAUAACACUAAUUUUGUUGUUUUAAUCUCAAAAGUUAUUGUUUUUUUUUA